AUGGAUAGCCUCUCUACAGCAAUCUCUGCCUUUACCCUCAACCUUUUCAAGAAGCUAAGUGCUAAUGAUCAUAAGAAGAAUGUAUUUUUUUCUCCUUUGAGUAUUUCUUCUGCUCUGUCGAUGAUCUCUUUGGGUGCAAAAGGCCACACGGCAGUGCAAAUGUCGAAGGUACUCUCUUUGGCUGAAGGUGAAGAGAUUCACAAGGAAUAUGAGAAACUUAUUUCUGAAAUCAACAAACCAGGCACCAAGUACUUGCUUAGACUAGCCAACAGGCUUUUUGGAGAAAUGUCAUAUGAUUUUCUUGAACCAUUUACAGACUUCAGUCAGAAAUUCUACCAUACAGGUCUAGAGAAACUUAACUUUAGUAAAACAUCAGAAGAUUCCAGAAAACACAUCAAUGCUUGGGUAGAAGAACAAACAGUAGGUAAAAUCCAAAAUCUGCUCAACCCAGGAAUAAUUAAUGCUUUUACAAAGUUGGUCUUGGUGAAUGCCAUCUAUUUCAAGGGAAACUGGGCAAAUCAGUUCCUCAAAACUCGCACAAUGGAAAAGCCAUUCAAAGUUACCAAGAAAGAAAGCAAAAUGGUGCAGAUGAUGUUUCAGAAAGCUACAUACAACAUGACCUACAUAGAGGAAUAUCGUACCAAAAUUCUUGAGGUUCCUUAUGUUGACAACGAGCUGAGCAUGAUCAUUCUGCUUCCUGAUGAAAUUGAAGAUGAUUCCACUGGCCUGGAAAAGCUAGAGGGAGAAAUGUCUUAUGAGAAACUCACUGACUGGACCAAUCAAGAGAUGAUACGCAGAACUGAAAUUGAGCUGUCUCUACCGAAAUUUAAAUUGGAGGGGAAAUAUGACUUGAAGCCUGUUCUGAGCAGCAUGGGAAUGGCUGAGGCUUUUGAUGAAGGCAAGGCAGACUUCUCAAGAAUAUCACCCAACAAUAACUUAGUCCUGUCUGAAGUUGUUCACAAAUCCUUUGUAGAGGUCAAUGAAGAGGGCACUGAGGCAGCUGCUGCUACUGGGUCUAUUAGGACAUCACGGUCUGUUAAGACUGUGUUGCAAUUCACAGCUGACCAUCCUUUCCUCUUUUUUAUACGGCACAAUAAAAUGAGAAGCAUCCUUUUCUAUGGUCCCUGCAGGACAGCUGAGCGAGCGAGGGAGGAAAUCCCGGAAGCCAGCUGGGUGGGUGGAGCGCCUCUUGAAAAGCACCGCUUGCUUUCCUUCCUGCCUUCGUUGCGACCUUUCCAGUGCCUCUCUCCGCCCGACGGCCAGAGCUUUAACAGCGAGCGACUUCUGCGUAGCAGCCAUUUCUCUCGUCUCUUCCUCCUGAACAUGGACGGCCUCAAUAUAGCAAACACUGCCUUUGCCAUCAACCUUUUCAAGGGGAUAACUGAAAAUGAUCGUACAGCGAACACAUUUUUUUCUCCUUUGAGUAUUACUUCUUCUCUGGCGAUGGUCCUUUUGGGUGCAAAAGGUAGCACAGCAGACCAGAUGUCAAAGGCACUAUCUUUGACUGCCUGUGAAGAGAUUCACCAGGGAUAUGAGAAACUUAUUUCUGAAAUCAACAAACCAGGAACCAAGUACUUGCUUAAGCUAGCCAACAGGCUCUUUGGAGAAACAUCGUAUGAUUUUCUUGCACCAUUUAUAGACUCCAGUCAGAAAUUCUACCAUGCAGGUCUAGAGAAACUUAACUUCGGUAAAGCAUCAGAAAAUUCCAGAAAACAUAUUAAUGCCUGGGUAGAAGAACAAACAGCAGGUAAAAUCCAAAAUCUGCUUGCCCCAGGAAUUGUUAAUGGUCUUACAAGGCUGGUCUUGGUGAAUGCUAUAUAUUUUAAGGGAAAUUGGGCAAAACGGUUCCGCAAAGAUCUCACAACGGAAAAACCAUUCAAAGUUUCCAAGAAUGAAACCAAAAUGGUGCAGAUGAUGUUCCAGAAAGCUAAAUUCAAGGUGACCUACAUAGCAGAUUAUCAGACCCGUAUUCUUGAGAUGCCGUAUGUUGAUAAUGAGCUGAGCAUGAUCAUUCUGCUUCCUGAUGAAAUCAGAGAUGAUUCCACUGGCUUGGAAAAGUUGGAGAGAGAAAUGACUUAUGAGAAACUCAUUGAAUGGAUCAACCCAGAGAUGAUGGAUUCAACUGAAGUUGAACUGUCUCUACCGAAAUUUAAAUUGGAGGAAAAAUAUGAUCUGAAGCCUGUUCUGAAGAGCUUGGGAAUGACUGAUGCGUUUGAUGAAGGCAAGGCGGACUUCUCAGGAAUGUCACCCAACAACGACUUAGUCUUGUCUGAAGUUGUUCACAAAUCCUUUGUAGAGGUCAAUGAAGAGGGUACUGAGGCAGCUGCUGCUACAGCGGCUGUUGUAAGUAACCGGUGCGCUAGGAUUCCUCACCCAUUCACAGCUGACCAUCCCUUCCUCUUUUUUAUUCGCCACAGAAUAACGGGAUGUAUCCUCUUCUACGGUAGAUUUUGUUCUCCACAGACGUUGUGUGUUUGUAUGGAUACAGUAUGAACACACCUUACUGUAGCCUGCUGGAAAUAUAUCAAGCAUUUACUUCAUCAGAUUCUUACACAUGUCACAUUGGAUAGCCUUUCAUUGCCAUUCUUCUCUUUGCAGCAGCCUUUUACAGCUCUAUUAAUAUUUGACUAGUGGCUCUGCAUAGGCGGAUCACUGCAAGGUGGCCCAUUUAGGCAACGAUGGCCUCUUUAAUAUCCUAAAUGCACAUUGAUGCAAAUGUAUGUUUUGUGUGCCUUAUUCAGUUCAAGAGACUGUCUCAUGGAGUAUAAGCAAAAUGGGGGAAAAUAAAGCAGGACUUAAUGAAUGUAUUUCAUCUUUUGCAUGCACUCUAUUUGAGGACAGGGCUCAUUUUUCAGGGGGCUUGGCUUUAAAUGAUAAGACCGCUGUGAGAGCCUUUCAUUCGUGGCCUUCCUCUUUCCAGGAUACUUUAUGGAUAUUCUUAUUUAACACGUUGCAACCAAUCCCAAAAAGAGCUGCUACCAAAGGAGCUAAUGUAAUAUACUUUCAUAUGCAUUUGAUAAGAAAAACGGUUGUUUGAUACUAGUUUCUGGUGUUCAAGCUGGCACUUUAAAAAAAUCUGCAAAACCUGUUUGUGAUUACAGUAAUGAAUAUAUUUUAAAGAAAAGCCUUGUUAGCACUAGGAAGAAUUACAUAGUUGCUUUACGCUUCUACACAGAUUUUGGCCUUGCAGAGAAGAAUGUGUUUGAUAACCGUAUGUAUGAAUCGAAGGUUGUAGAUUCUAAUGUAUUUAUUUACUUGACAAAAUAUGUAACCAAGCAGUUUAACUCAUAGCAGUCUACAACUAGAUAUUCAAAAUUCUACAAAUGAGGAUUUACCUUGCUUAACUCUGUGAUUGGAUUUUGAUGCAGCUAUUCAUGAAUUAAAACAUAAAAUUAAAAAAAAAUCCUAUACAAA
Molecule: messenger RNA, 3414 nt
Organism: Elgaria multicarinata webbii
Lineage: Eukaryota; Metazoa; Chordata; Lepidosauria; Squamata; Anguidae
Exons: 13
Coding region: 1-2493 (830 amino acids)
Cellular component (GO): cytoplasm
Molecular function (GO): serine-type endopeptidase inhibitor activity
Source: RefSeq, a predicted model, not a curated record